This is a messenger RNA of Phlebotomus papatasi, 1859 nucleotides long. RefSeq names its product EF-hand domain-containing protein 1-like. Lineage: Eukaryota; Metazoa; Arthropoda; Insecta; Diptera; Psychodidae. Gene Ontology annotation, cellular component: mitotic spindle; axoneme. Bases 3 to 1859 code for a protein of 618 amino acids. The transcript is spliced from 4 exons. The record is from RefSeq and is a predicted model, not a curated record. Gene Ontology annotation, biological process: cilium-dependent cell motility; mitotic cytokinesis; mitotic spindle organization. Gene Ontology annotation, molecular function: alpha-tubulin binding.
CAAUGGAGGGACUUCCCAAACUGCCAGGUUUGCAAAUUGAGGACCACACCAAGCAGAAUCAUCAUUUAGCACAUAGUCUGAAGAUAAGGAAUGGGUAUCGUGUAGCUGAGGAGCCAAUGUGUGGAAUCGGGCGUGACGCAAUUUUCCGCGAUCAGGCUGUUCAAUUCAUCUCAAAAGCUAACGACCCUUUGCUGUAUGACCCAAUUCUCACAUACGGAUGCAUCCGAAAACCCCAAAUACCACCCUUUUGCCCACAUUUUGUGCAAUACGACAAGAUGAUUCUCACAUUCAGGGGCUACUUCCGGCAAGAAGUUGCCGAACUUCCUGAGGAUGCUAAUAGAAUUCGUUACGUGAAUAUUCUGUAUUUCCUGGAGGACAACACAAUAACCGUACUGGAACCACAAAUUCAAAAUUCCGGCUUCCCUCAAGGCAGAAUAAUUCGACGAAGCAGAAUAACCAAGAACUCCUCUGGGGAAUAUUACACUUGGAAGGACAUUAAUAUUGGCAGUCAAUUAAAUUUGAAUGGUAUCACCUUCCAUGUGACAGGUUGUGAUCCAUUCACUCGGGAAUUCAUGCUAAGCCAGGGAAUUGAAUUAGAAGAACUGGAAACUAAGUACACCCACUCAAUGUACACAGAUACAGUUGAGAGUUCAGAGAUUAAGCCCCAAUCGGAUGGUAAAUUGAGAAGAUUUCUCGAGUACCAGGGGAAGGUUUUGCAUUUCGAUUGUGUAUUGGAUGAGACAGAUCGUCCUGGAGGAAAUUAUAUGACCUACAAACUUUUCUACUAUCUCGAAGAUGAUACCAUUUCGAUAAAAGAGUUGAAGGAAAAUCGCGAAGGACGUGAUAGAUUCCCAUUGAUGCUAAAGAGGACAAAAUUAGAGAAAAAUCUCCAUCAUCCACCUGUUGAAUAUCCCGCCAAUGAGAAGGAUAAAAAGGAUAAAUGGGUAGAUUAUUACAGUCCAUCGGACCUGAUGAUUGGGGAGAUAGUCAGUGUCUAUGGAAGGAAAUUUCUUUUGGUCGAUUGCGACGAAUUCACCCGGAGCUACUAUGCUAAAGUACUUAAGAAGCCCCAGAGGGAGAAGUUUGUCUUUCAUCCACCGAAAAAAAUUGCCACAAAACCCGAUAUUCCACCCUAUUUGGGCCUUGGAACACCUGAAGAUUCUCUAGCUUCCCAUUUUAAUCUGGUGGCAAAACCACCUAAGAAGGAUAUCAUAAAUUAUUUGCAGAAUGUCAACAAAUACCUAAGAUAUGGAUGUAGUUUGGAGUCACCACAUCCGGAGGAUAAAAACAGGAAAUUUAUCCUUCAGUUCUGCCUCUCGGAUGGCACAAUAACAAUAAUGGAGCUCAAAAUACCCAAUUCCGGAAUGAUAGGAGGACGAUUUCUCACAUCGCAGAAAGUAUGGAAACCUGGCUGUGAUCCCCAUCAGCCGGAGUACUAUACACCUAAGGAUAUCCUCAUAGGAUCAACUCUAAUCAUCAACUCACAUCGUUUCCUCAUAAACAGUGCAGAUUUGUAUGUCUACCGAUACAUGCAAGAGCAUCCUGAACUCUUCACGGAUCAAGCUAUGGAAAGUGUCCGGAAGUACCAUAUUUCAGAGGGAAAUCUACGCCCAGAGACCGGGGAAACCCAGAAAAUUCCCUUAACUACUACAGAAACCUUCAAUGAGCUCACUGAACUUGAGCAACACUUGAAAGAUACGAAUUUGUGCGAUAGGGAGAAAGAUCAAUUUAUCGGCAAGUAUCAUGAGAUUGAUAAGGUGAAAGGGAGCUUACCAGGCCAAGAAAUUGAUAUCGCAGACCUUCGUCGUGAUGAGUGCAAAGACAAAACAGUGGGAAAGGGAAAUGAUUGUGUUGGAUAA